Megalobrama amblycephala (Wuchang bream) is the source of this 675-nucleotide messenger RNA. It is a transcript of the gene dynll1, whose product is annotated as dynein, light chain, LC8-type 1. NCBI's taxonomy places the organism in Eukaryota, Metazoa, Chordata, Actinopteri, Cypriniformes, Xenocyprididae. Gene Ontology annotation, molecular function: dynein intermediate chain binding; dynein light intermediate chain binding. The record is from RefSeq and is a predicted model, not a curated record. Gene Ontology annotation, biological process: cilium assembly; microtubule-based process. Gene Ontology annotation, cellular component: cytoplasmic dynein complex. The transcript has 3 exons. The coding region runs from base 160 to 429 and encodes 89 amino acids.
CUGGCAGCGACAGUCAAUAGAAAAUCAGAGUGGGAGGAGCCAACAGCAGUUACACACCUACAUUACUUUGGUCAAGCACACAGCGGGAGCAUCACAGGCGCUGCGAGCGACUCUAUCUUCUCUCUGUGUCCAGGAAUCUUCACAUAAAUAAGAAUAAUCAUGUCUGACAGAAAGGCCGUGAUCAAAAAUGCGGACAUGUCCGAGGAGAUGCAGCAGGACGCUGUGGAGUGCGCCACGCAGGCGCUGGAGAAGUACAACAUCGAGAAGGACAUCGCUGCCUAUAUCAAGAAGGAGUUUGACAAAAAGUACAACCCCACCUGGCAUUGCAUCGUGGGAAGGAACUUCGGCAGUUACGUGACCCACGAGACCAAACAUUUCAUCUACUUCUACCUGGGUCAGGUGGCCAUCCUGCUCUUCAAAUCGGGCUGAGCGACAGCAACAUGAUUUAACAGACCAUUAACGAACUGACUGUACUGACGAGGCUAACCAUUCCUGUACUGGGACCUGCCUUCUCUCGGCUGCUUCUCCUUUCAUUCUGAUUAUUGUUUAGAAAACGGCCAUGUGAGAGGGAAAUGCCAUAAAGAAACAAUUGUAUUUAUUUUUGUUUUCUAUACAAGGUUUGAACGUUUUAUGUCACCUCCGUUUUUUUAAUUAAAGCAAAAUGGUUUGGCUGUU